Molecule: messenger RNA, 2406 nt
Organism: Abrus precatorius (Indian licorice)
Lineage: Eukaryota; Viridiplantae; Streptophyta; Magnoliopsida; Fabales; Fabaceae
Product: pyruvate dehydrogenase E1 component subunit alpha, mitochondrial-like
Exons: 7
Coding region: 218-1426 (402 amino acids)
Biological process (GO): pyruvate decarboxylation to acetyl-CoA
Cellular component (GO): intracellular membrane-bounded organelle
Molecular function (GO): pyruvate dehydrogenase (acetyl-transferring) activity
Source: RefSeq, a predicted model, not a curated record
GUAUCAGCUCAGACGACAAGCUCUGCAACUUCAAUAAUUCAACGUGCUUUAAUAUUAUGAUGAUGAACGAAAAUUCCCCAUUUAUGUACUAACUCUCUGUCAUUGUUUCUCACUCUUCACAGAACCCUUGAACCUCUGACAGAUACCCAUUCAUCUCUAUCAGAGCUCAUCAAAUAAAUUCCAGUUUUAUUUUUUAACUAAUUUUUUCGGGUAACAGAUGGAAAUGGCUCUAUCGCGCAGUUCUUUAUCGUCAUUAUCCUCGAAUCUCGUGAAACCUAUGUCAUCCAUCUUAUCGCUACGACGUCGUUCGAUCUCCUCAUCCUCGGAGCCCCUCACGGUAGAGACCUCCGUCCCAUUCACCUCUCACAACUGCGACGCGCCCUCACGCUCCGUGGAGACCUCAGCCGCGGAGCUCUUCUCAUUCUUCCGCGACAUGGUGGUGAUGCGGCGGAUGGAGAUCGCUGCAGACUCUCUCUACAAGGCGAAGCUGAUCCGCGGGUUCUGCCACCUCUACGACGGCCAAGAGGCGGUGGCGGUGGGGAUGGAAGCGGCGAUAACAAAAAAGGAUUGCAUCAUCACCGCGUAUCGCGACCACUGCACGUUCCUGAGCCGCGGCGGAACGCUGAUGGAGGUGUUCACAGAACUCAUGGGGCGGCGCGAAGGGUGCUCGAAGGGGAAAGGUGGUUCAAUGCAUUUUUACAGAAAGGAGGGUGGUUUCUACGGUGGACAUGGGAUUGUUGGGGCUCAGGUUCCGCUUGGUUGUGGUUUGGCUUUUGCUCAGAAGUAUUGUAAGGAUGAGAAUGUGACUUUUGCUUUGUAUGGUGAUGGUGCUGCCAAUCAAGGACAGUUGUUCGAGGCGCUUAAUAUUGCUGCGCUUUGGGAUCUUCCUGCUAUUUUGGUCUGCGAGAAUAAUCAUUAUGGAAUGGGAACUGCUGAGUGGAGGGCUGCUAAGAGUCCUGCUUAUUACAAGCGUGGGGAUUAUGUUUCUGGAUUGAAGGUAGAUGGCAUGGAUGCUCUUGCCGUGAAACAAGCUUGUAAAUUUGCAAAGAAACACGCUUUGGAUAAUGGCCCCAUUAUUCUUGAAAUGGACACAUACAGAUACCAUGGCCACUCCAUGUCUGAUCCUGGCAGCACAUACCGCACACGUGAUGAGAUUUCUGGUGUGAGACAGGAGCGUGAUCCAAUCGAGAGAGUAAGAAAACUGCUAUUGACUCAUGACAUUGCUAUUGAAAAGGAGCUAAAGGAUGUUGAAAAAGAAGUAAGAAAAGAAGUUGACGAAACCAUUGCCAAAGCAAAGGAAUGUCAAAUGCCAGAUCCAUCUGAUCUAUUUACCAAUGUAUAUGUUAAAGGUUUAGGUAUUGAGGUAGUGAUCAUUUCAUCCCUGUUCAUUCUUUUAUUAUAUCAUAUUCAAAAUACCAAAUGUUAACAUGCUUUCGAAGAUAAGGAUAAAGUUGAAAAGAACAAUUAGUACUUUAUUAAUUUCAUAAAGUGAAAUGACGAAGCCAAUUAAACCUCUAAAAUGAUAAUUAUUUUGAACUGGAGGGAAUAAUAUUUUAGAGUUUAGAUAUUUGGAAUCAUGAAGGAACGACUUCACUUUAUAUUACAAUGGAUAGUUGGAUUUAAUUUCUAGACAGUUCAUGUGGCUUUCUUUUGGAGUUUGAAGGGAGAGGGAAGCAAAAGAUUUUAUGGAUAGGAGGAAAGAGGGGGAAAGGAGGCUAAAUCUCUCUCUUAUUCCAAUGUUAAUGUUUAUUAUGAUUUUUUUAAAGAAAGACCCUGACUAGAGAACUUAAAAGUUACAUGUAAGUGGUUUUGGAGGGCUUCUAAAAUUUUCCUACUUUUCAGGAGUAAUUUUUAUUAAAAAACCCACCCUCCCCUUUUCACCAAAUCAAACUGACAAACAGAGCCAAAGUGCACAAAACAAAGAGGGCCCGGGUUUUUAAAAUUACAAGAAGAUGAGAUGCAGAUGCUGUUACAUUCAAGUAGGUAGCAAUUAUUUGUUACUUGGUGGAUGAUGUGGUUUAUUCAACUCUAUGUUUGGUGAUUUCUGACUUGCAGGCGUGUGGCGCUGAUAGGAAAGAAGUUAGAGCUACUUUGCCCUGAUGGAAAACUUUUUCCUUUGCAAUUCUUUUCCCCAUAGUUCCUGACCAAUCAAAAUAAUCGAGAAUAAAUAGUUCAGAAGAUCAUCUCUUACUAUUUGUUGAGCUUUCCACAAUUGUAUAUGACAUGGAUUAGCAAUGCGAUGGAAAUUAUUAGAUUUCGCCUUGUAAUUUUGGAGGACCUGACUGUCACACCCUUACUUCAAUUGAUUACGCAUGCGACUACUAUCCUGCAAAUUUUGAGGAUUUCAUUGUGCAAAACUUCCAUUAUUGGUGGCAAAAUUUUGCCAUUUCAUUUUUCUUUGGCAUU